AUGAGGGAUACGUUAAUCAAUUUAGCAAUUAUCUUUUGUUGUCUUCAAGCGACAUUGAUAUUUGCUGAGCAUCAAGUUGAAUUACAUCCUGUUUAUAGCGUAUCAAACCAACAUGCCGGAUAUACUGCAAAGGUGACGAUCGGUGAACCGAAAAAAGAAUUCUGUCUGCUUUUGGAUAUUGGUUCCAGUUUUCUUUGGGUACUUCAUCCUUCAUUUUAUUUAUCUUUCCCAAAUGGCACAUGGGAAUUUAUGAGGAAAAUGCACGCUUACGCAUAUUACGAUUCUCAAACCUGUGGUAAAACUAAUCAAAUUUUCCUAGAUCAAACCUACGGUUCCAGGAAAGUUUCACUGAUCCAAUUUACGGAUAAUAUUUCGUUUAAUUCAUUAAAUGGAACACGCGUAGAUUUCCCAAGUUCUCCAUUCUGUGUAACAAAGAUUUUGCAAUGGCCCAAAUUUGAUUAUCAAAAAAUGGACGGUGUGCUCGGUUUAUCGACGUUACAUGUUUUUGGCUCUCCAUUUGGAGUUUCCACCCAGUCUUUCUCCGGCCUAUACAUUUUGGAUAAUCCGAUAAGGAGGGCUAUUCGGAAUUAUCAACUGCAUCCUGUUAUUACCAUUGCACUGCCACCAUUGGAUUCUAAGAAGAAAGCGAUGUUAACGUUUGGUGGACGUAAUAACCAAUCAUGCGAUUUGAAUUAUGAAACCACUGAACCGCUUCGUUUGAAGUAUGAAGCCACUGAAUUGCUUCGUUUAAACUAUGAUUCCAAUAGACUGAUUCGUUUGAUCUGUGAAACCGCUGAACCGCUUCGUUUGUCUAAUUUCAUUUAUUCCUUCGUAAAGUCUAAACAAUCCGCAAAUCAUUAUGAAUUCAAAUAUAACUCCAUCAAAAUGGGCAACGCGACGUCUUCUAUUAAGUCAUUUGCUUAUCCGAAUACUAUUGAGCCAUAUAUCGGUGUUCCUGAUGAAUUUCUUCGUAAAAUUGUUGAGAAUCUCAAUGCAACGAAUGUUUCAAAGACGGAAGAAAAAUAUAUGGUGCGCUGUAAGCAACCUUUCGAACCAUUCGAGAUAUCCACCCGUGAUAACAAAUACGUUGUUGCGCCGGAACAUUUUAUUAUAAAACAUAACCCGGACGAUAUAUUAUGCGAACUUGCGUUCAGAAAGAGUGAAAGAAUUAUUUACGAUUUACAUGUGGCCGGAAAACUAGUCGAACUAUAUGAAGGUAAUGAUCCAAACACAGUUAUGCUUGGAAUACCAUUCUUCCAUCAAUAUUGCAUUACGUUGAAUCCACGUGAUUAUGUUAUUAAUUUCGCACCGAUAAUUUAA
Messenger RNA from Cercopithifilaria johnstoni, 1320 nucleotides. Lineage: Eukaryota; Metazoa; Nematoda; Chromadorea; Rhabditida; Onchocercidae. The record is from the annotation of a GenBank genome assembly.